AUGGAAGAGCAACCGAGCAGAUCAUCGGGACAAUCGCCGGAGAAACCUGAGUUCCAAAUGAGAAGUGAGGAUUUUCCAACGCUACUGAGUACUUGGCCAUCCAGGAGGGGACCAGAUGAAGUUAUGGGCGAAUCAAGUGAAAUUAUGGGCGAGCCAAGUAGAACUAUGGACGAGCAAA
This is a messenger RNA of Loa loa (African eye worm), 178 nucleotides long. RefSeq lists its product as hypothetical. The transcript has a single exon. Lineage: Eukaryota; Metazoa; Nematoda; Chromadorea; Rhabditida; Onchocercidae. The record is from RefSeq and is a predicted model, not a curated record. The annotation marks the transcript as partial.